UUGGGAAAGGAUCACCCACACCCAACCAAUACUUCAGUUUCGCGGAAAAAAAAAUAUGAGUCUGUUACUGUAACGAGUUAUUUCCCGGGAAAUUUUACAGCCUGAUACCAAACGGUCUCACUAAUUUCUAUUUUCUACCCUGUACCCGCAAGCAUCCAAAUCUAACCCAUUCAUCUUCUUCAACCUCACCAGCACACUCUCUCUUUCCAGGAUUCCUCUGUCUCAACAUUGUCUUAUUCUACUAUGGAUGAUCCCACGAUUUCACCAUUGACAGUCCAGUCAGCUUCUUCGUCCCAGUUGAACGUUCCCACCACAAUGCCACGCCCAUCUCUGAAUCUUGAAACCCUAACUCCAUCGGACCACGUGAAACGCAUGAUCAAUUCCAACCAUUACAUUUCCCCGUCGAGAACGAUUUAUUCCGAUAGGUUUAUUCCCAGCAGAUCCAGCUCCAAUUUCGCCCUUUUUAAUAUCUCGUCGUCUUCGCCGCCGCCCUCGACUACCAAUCCUCCGGCUUCUGAUGGAGGGAAAGAAGACAGCUCAAGUGCCUACGCGGCGCUCCUCCGCGCUGCUUUAUUUGGGCCUUACACACCGGAUAAAAGGGAUUCGCCGGGACGCAAUAUUUUCCGAUAUAAGACGGAGACGAGGCAGUCAAUGCACUCGCUUUCGCCUUUUGGAUUUGAUGAAGAGAGACCUGGAGUUAGCCAUAGCCCGGUAAAGACUCCGAGGAAGGUGCCAAGAUCACCUUAUAAGGUAUUAGACGCACCUGCAUUACAAGAUGAUUUUUAUUUGAAUUUGGUGGACUGGUCUUCUCAUAAUGUAUUGGCAGUGGGGCUGGGGAAUUGUGUUUAUUUAUGGAAUGCUUGCAGUAGCAAGGUGACAAAAUUGUGUGAUUUAGGAAUUGAUGAUAGUGUGUGCUCAGUGGGAUGGGCUCAGCGUGGGACACAUCUAGCUGUUGGGACUAGCAAUGGCAAAGUCCAGAUCUGGGAUGCAUCUCGCUGCAAGAGAGUAAGAACCAUGGAUGGCCAUAGAUUACGUGUUGGGGCUUUGUCCUGGAGUUCAUCUCUGCUGUCUUCUGGCAGCCGGGAUAAGAGUAUUCUUCAACGGGAUAUACGUGCUCAGGAAGACUUUGUUAGCAAACUCUCUGGACACAAGUCAGAGGUCUGUGGAUUGAAGUGGUCUUAUGACAAUCGUGAGUUGGCAUCUGGUGGGAAUGAUAAUAGACUUUUUGUUUGGAAUCAACAUUCAACUCAACCUGUCCUAAAAUACUGUGAGCAUACUGCAGCUGUAAAAGCUAUUGCUUGGUCACCCCAUCUUCACGGACUUCUGGCAUCUGGGGGUGGGACUGCUGAUCGGUGUAUAAGGUUCUGGAAUACAACCACUAAUUCACAUCUCAGCUGCAUGGAUACUGGCAGUCAGGUGUGCAAUCUUGUGUGGUCUAAGAAUGUCAAUGAACUUGUCAGCACACAUGGCUACUCUCAAAACCAAAUAAUAGUAUGGAGAUACCCUGCCAUGUCAAAGUUGGCAACUCUUACGGGCCACACUUACAGAGUUCUUUAUCUUGCCAUCUCACCUGAUGGACAGACCAUUGUCACGGGAGCAGGAGAUGAAACUCUACGGUUUUGGAAUGUGUUCCCAUCUCCUAAAUCUCAGAAUACUGACAGUGAGAUCGGCGCAUCAUCUCUAAGAACGACAAUCCGGUGACUAAUGGCGAAUGCUUUUUGUUAAAUAUCUUGGGGGCUGUUUCAGCAGAGGCUGUAAAGGUCGUAAAUAUAUCAUGAGCUUGGAGCGUACAAAAUGACCCCCAUCAGAUUGGUUUUCUCGAACCAAUUUGCAAUCAGCCUGGAAAUUUCAGGAGUCUGAAACGGCUUAAAACACGAGUGGGGAUAUGAUGGAAUCUCUUAAUGGUUUCUGCAAAAUUAUUAAUUUUGUUUUUUGGUUCCUUUGAUUUAUAAAUUGUAUAGUGGGAGGUGUUUGUUUGUAUUAUUAAAUGCUUCUUGCAAUUGUAUACCAAUCAACAGGGGACAUCAAAAGAUGUUUUAGACAUUUUUCUGUAGCACAUAUUCAUAAUUUUUGUAAAUAAAUUAUUGUUAUUAAUCCAUAUUAUUCUAA
This is a messenger RNA of Jatropha curcas, 2109 nucleotides long. Its product is annotated as B-type cell cycle switch protein ccs52A. Gene Ontology annotation, molecular function: ubiquitin ligase activator activity; anaphase-promoting complex binding; protein binding. The record is from RefSeq and is a predicted model, not a curated record. NCBI's taxonomy places the organism in Eukaryota, Viridiplantae, Streptophyta, Magnoliopsida, Malpighiales, Euphorbiaceae. Gene Ontology annotation, biological process: positive regulation of ubiquitin protein ligase activity; positive regulation of anaphase-promoting complex-dependent catabolic process; anaphase-promoting complex-dependent catabolic process. Gene Ontology annotation, cellular component: anaphase-promoting complex.